Molecule: messenger RNA, 1909 nt
Organism: Ceratotherium simum simum (southern white rhinoceros)
Lineage: Eukaryota; Metazoa; Chordata; Mammalia; Perissodactyla; Rhinocerotidae
Source: RefSeq, a predicted model, not a curated record
CUUCAGCCUUUGCCCCAAACUCACACGCACACUUUGGGAGGGAGGGCGGCCUUGGUGGGGGGAUGUGUAUGGGGAGAGCGGGUGGGUGGUGCCUACGUGAACGCCUCUCUCCAGAUGCUCCCCUAACCCCCAAGCCCUUAUUAUCCCACAUGCAUAUUCAUAAAGGAUAGCCUCAGCCCUCUCUGUAAAUGGGUCAGAAGCAGGAAGUGGAGGCCAGUGCAGAGAGCAAGGCCCGGGGGACAGGAGGCUCAAAGCCAGAGUGCAUCUGAGUCCCCAUGGAUGGGAGGAUGAUGAGAAGUGUGAGGCUAAAAGAGGCAGAGUCACCAGGACAAGGCCACACUGCGUCCUGCCUCUGCGGCUCUGCCCCCUGCAUCCUGUGUGGCUGCUGCCCCGCCAGCCGCAACUCCACCGUGAGCCGCCUCAUCUUCACCGUCUUCCUCUUCCUGGGCGUGGUGGUGUCCAUCAUCAUGCUGAGUCCCGGUGUGGAAAGUCAGCUCUACAAGCUGCCCUGGGUGUGUGAGGAGGGGGCCGGGACCCCCGUCGUCCUGCAGGGCUACAUCGACUGUGGCUCCUUGCUUGGCUUCCGUGCUGUCUACCGCAUGUGCUUCGCUAUGGCCGCCUUUUUCUUCCUCUUCACCUUGCUCAUGAUCUGCGUGCGCAGCAGCCGGGACCCCAGGGCUGCCGUCCAGAACGGGUUUUGGUUCUUUAAGUUCCUGGUCCUUGUGGGCAUCACCGUGGGCGCCUUCUAUAUCCCUGACGGCUCCUUCUCCGACGUCUGGUUCUACUUUGGCGUCGUGGGCUCCUUCCUCUUCAUCCUCAUCCAGCUGGUGCUGCUCAUUGACUUUGCGCAUUCCUGGAACCAGCGGUGGCUGGGCAAGGCCGAGGAGCGCGACUCCCGUGCCUGGUACGCAGGCCUCUUCAUCUUCACCCUCCUCUUCUACGCGCUGUCCAUCGCGGGUGUGACGCUGCUCUUCAUCUACUACACCCGGCCCGGCGCCUGCCACGAGGGCAAGGUCUUCAUCAGCCUCAACCUCACCCUCUGCGUCUGUGUCUCCAUUGUCGCCAUCCUGCCCAAGGUCCAGAACGCCCAGCCCAACUCAGGUCUGCUGCAGGCCUCUGUCAUCAUGCUCUACACCAUAUUUGUCACCUGGUUGGCCCUGUCCAACGUCCCUGACCAGAAAUGCAACCCCCACCUGCUGGCCUCCUCCAGCAACGGGACGAGCCUGGCUGGCCCCGAGGGCUAUGAGACCCAGUGGUGGGAUGCGCCAAGCAUCGUGGGGCUCAUCGUCUUCAUCCUGUGCACCCUCUUCAUCAGCGUGCGCUCCUCGGACCACCGGCAGGUGAACAGCCUGAUGCAGACAGAAGACUGCCCGCCCAUGCUGGAGGCCGGGCAGCAGCAGGUGGCAGCCUCCGAGGGCCGGGCCUUCGACAACGAGCAGGAUGGUGUCACCUAUAGCUACUCUUUCUUCCACUUCUGCCUGGUGCUCGCCUCCCUGCACAUCAUGAUGACGCUCACCAACUGGUACAAACCUGGCGAGACCCGGAAGAUGAUCAGCACGUGGACCGCCGUGUGGGUGAAGAUCUGCGCCAGCUGGGCAGGGCUGCUCCUCUACCUGUGGACCCUGGUAGCCCCCCUCCUCCUGCCCAAUCGUGACUUCAGCUGAGGCAGCCCGCCGCAGCUUCCCCCCUGGUGCCUCAGGGCUCAGUGACAGUCAGCGGGCUGCCCUGCCCUGCCCCCUGCAGGACUUGCUGCCCAGCUGGGCCCCUCUAUUCUCAGUGCCUUCAGGGAAGAGGAGCAUCAGGCCCAGGCCUCAGCCCCACCCUCCCGCUGCCCCCAGACCAGGGCGCUGCCUCUUCCUUACCCUUGUCCCUAGUCGCCCACACUCACCCUCUUGGCAAAAAAGGGCCC